Molecule: messenger RNA, 2243 nt
Organism: Polyodon spathula (Mississippi paddlefish)
Lineage: Eukaryota; Metazoa; Chordata; Actinopteri; Acipenseriformes; Polyodontidae
Product: N(G),N(G)-dimethylarginine dimethylaminohydrolase 1-like
Exons: 6
Coding region: 182-1018 (278 amino acids)
Biological process (GO): arginine metabolic process; positive regulation of nitric oxide biosynthetic process
Molecular function (GO): amino acid binding; dimethylargininase activity
Source: RefSeq, a predicted model, not a curated record
GGCGUCACUCUAGCCUCAGCGCUCUCGUGCAGGUAUUAUCUGGUCAUUUUGCUGUGUGGCAGUUUGCAAAUUAAAGAAACGAAUCAACUAAAGCAAAAUACAGCUAGCUAACGGUAGCCUUUUUAAAACUGCCUUAGCUAGAAGCGUAGGGCAGUUGAAAGUCCAGUUUGAACAGAUAAACAUGGCGGGUUUCGGAGUGUUUACCCACGCUAUUGUUCGGGGUAUCGCUGCGUCCUUACCCAAAGAAGCGUUGAGGAUGAGCAGUGCGGAGGUGGUCUUGGCCCGGGCUCGGCGGGAGCACGAGAUCUAUGUUGCCGUGCUGAAGCACAAACUCGGGCUGCAAGUGAUCGAAUUGCCCGCAGACGACAGCUUGCCAGACUGUGUGUUUGUGGAGGACGCUGCCGUGGUAUGUGGAGAUACUGCUCUUAUCACUAGACCCGGGGCACCUAGCAGGAGAAAAGAGACUGAAGCAGUGAGAAAAGCCCUGAAAGACCUUGGCCUCAAUAUAGUGGAUAUGGCUGAUGAUACUGCCACCCUGGAUGGCGGAGAUGUGCUGUUCACAGGUAGAGAAUUCUUUGUGGGUUUGUCGAAAAGGACAAAUCAGCGCGGUGCAGAAAUUCUUGCGGAUACUUUCAAGGACUAUGCUGUCUCAACAAUCCCUGUCUGUGACAAUUUGCAUCUGAAGAGUUUUUGUAGCAUGGCUGGCCCAGGACUGAUUGCUAUUGGCUCCAGCGAACCUGCACAGAAAGCGCUGAAGAUUAUGCAGCAGAUGAGCGACCAUCACUAUGACAAGUUGACAAUACCAGACGACGCAGCAGCAAACUGUAUCUAUUUAAACAUCCCAAACAAAGGCCAUGUUGUGCUGCACCGCACACCGGAAGAGUAUCCUGAAAGUGCAAAGGUAUUUGAGAAAUUGAAGGAGUACAUGCUGAUUCCAGUAGCUGUCACAGAAACCGCAAAAGUAGAUGGCGCGCUCACCUGCUCGUCUAUUCUCAUCAACAAACAACAUGAAAUCUGACACAAUGAAAGGAGUUCCUGGAAAACAGCAAAAAUAUAAAAAAUGAUGUUUGGUACUUGAGCCUCUGCCUAUUGAUUGACCCCUGUGCUUUUAAACUAGUCUGUCACUGUGCUACUAACCCCUGAAUUAAAGUAUAAAUGUCUGGAUACUCAGAGAUUAGGGUGGCUUGAUCGCUGAUGGAUCUGUUUUUAAUGUAUUCCUGCCUUUUGAGGUUUUAAAGAAAGAAUUGUUAUGCAUUUCCUGACUGACUUUCAGAACAUAGUCAUAUGUUUGCAGCAUCAUAGUCACACCUCCAUCCUGACUGAAACAUCCACACAUAUGAGGGACAAAUGUCCGUAAGGCUCUGUGACUAGCACUUCGUAAUAUAUAGUUUGUGGUGUUUGGCUAUACCAAAAAUGUGAAUCAUGAUAUGAUACCAAUUCAUGUAUCACAAUACUCAAUACUGUCACGACACUAUCAAUUGCAUAAAGUCCCCUAGAAAAAAGCAAAAGGAAGAGAGUAAAAACACCCAGACGUGACCCUGGUUUAUUGUACUCUUUUAACACAUAAAUCAAACAGCAUGUACAAUACACGUCACACAAAAAUUAUAACAGCAGUUUAAAUUAAAAAGAAAAACAUUCAAUGCAGUCUUCAUCAGAUUUUUUUAUUUUUUUUUAUCAUUAGCAGCUAGAUGAUUUUAUGCUGCAUUAUUUCAGAAUGCCCAUGUUGCAUAAAAUAUAAAUACUAAAAAUAAAUAUCCAAAAUUAGGCGUUUAGGGGCAUUUCGGUUUCCAAGCCACUGCAUCAAUAUUCACUACAUGCAAAAGUUCACAUUUCCUUAAUUUACUGAAAAAUAAAAUAUAUAUAUUCUGAUGAAAACAAAAUAAUUCAAUGCAUCUAAUUAAACAAUUUACAGGCCAGUGUUAUAAAAAGUGCAUAUGUGAUUACGUGUACAUUACUUAAGCGAUAGUGCGAUAUUUGCUGUCCAAUCGAUGUGAGAAUUGAGCUUUCAUUACAAAAAGUCAAAAUGAAAAAGCCGGCACUUGUGUUGAAUGAUUUUAAAUUUGAUGCUGUGACGUAGCAGCAGGAGAAUACUGUCUGAUUCAAGCCCGCUAGAGCAUGUGCUCCAUUUAUUUAAAAAACACCUGACAGAAUUUUUAGGGAUUUUGGUAGGCAUUAUGUAAAUUAUUUUUUUUGUUUUCUAAAAAUAAAUAAAUAUUUUAAAAUGCUUAGCACUUCAAAACAAU